Xenia sp. Carnegie-2017 is the source of this 2121-nucleotide messenger RNA. Its product is annotated as N(6)-adenine-specific methyltransferase METTL4-like. Gene Ontology annotation, molecular function: nucleic acid binding; methyltransferase activity. The transcript has 10 exons. NCBI's taxonomy places the organism in Eukaryota, Metazoa, Cnidaria, Anthozoa, Malacalcyonacea, Xeniidae. The record is from RefSeq and is a predicted model, not a curated record. Gene Ontology annotation, cellular component: nucleus; RNA N6-methyladenosine methyltransferase complex. Bases 126 to 1415 code for a protein of 429 amino acids.
GUUGCAGUGAAAAUUGACAACAAAAAUGAUCAGUUAAGUUGAUUUUGAGCUUUGAUUUUGAAGAAAUUUCAGAUAAAUAAGUGAUUGUUGUGUCAUGUAAAUUCAGUGCAUGUCAGUGAAAUAAAAUGACGGUGGUGUUUAAAUGUGCGUCAGGCCUUCUUGUUGACCACAAGCGAUCAUUAACUAUUAGUUGUGGUGAAUUAUCUUACAAGUGCGUGGAAAAUUUAUUCGAUAUUCGAACACCAUAUCAAGAAAAAUUUCAUCAGAAUAUAAAAUGCUUAGACAGCUUGAAUUCAGAUAAAAACAUUACAUUGUCUAAGAAACGUCGUAAAAGAAAACUACCUGAGAAUUCAGGAGAACUAGCUGCUUUAGCACAUCAUUCAAUGGUACGAGACAGAAUUAUUUCUGCAGUGAAAAAUUUAUCAGAGUUUAAUGAAUGGAGCUUAUUCUUCAGUUUAAAUCUCUCCAAAAAUAAUGACAGUGAGCUUAAUCAGUGCUUAGAUAUUGAAAUACAGAAUAAAUGGUUACAGGCAUCACAACAUAACAAUGACCUGCUGGAGCUUGUCAGUGGAAAAGUUAUACAUGUUGAAAAAACUAUUUUGUACCCAGCCAAUAACGUUUCAUAUGAAUCAACUGCAAUAGUAAAUAGAAUGGUGGAAAAUAAAGAAGAUGAUGGAUUAGUAAUAUCUGUGGAUGAAACAUCUUAUUUAAUACCUCCAGGGAGCAAAUUCAUGUUAUCUGAUUUCACAUAUUUUUGCAAAAGCUUUUUAAAUUCAGUAGGAACGAAAAAGUUCAAUAUGAUUGUAAUUGACCCCCCCUGGGAAAACAAGUCAGUGAAACGAGGAGCAAAAUAUUGCUCUCUUCCUCAUUGGGAAAUUAAAAAAAUUCCAGUUCCUGAGUUGGCUUGUGAUCAGGCAUUAGUAGCAGUUUGGGUGACAAAUAAACAGAAAUAUCGAAAAUUUAUUAUUGAAGAUGUUUUUGCCAAUUGGUCAUGCAAUCUGAUAGGAGAAUGGCACUGGAUAAAGUUAACCAAUCAAGGAAAAAUGGUGAUGAAUAUCGAUUCUUUACACAAAAAACCUUAUGAGCCGUUGAUUCUUGGAAAGUUUCAAGCUCCUCACUCUUGUCAUGUUGCACAUAAUAGCAGUGAUGAUGUAUGCACUGAUUCAGUUAGUUUGCCAUUUGAAAAUGUGACUAAACAAAAAAGGGAAAUACCAGAAAGUCAUGUGAUCUGUAGUAUACCUUGCUCGUUACAUUCAAGAAAACCACCUCUUAAUGAUAUAUUUGACGAGUAUUUACCGCAAGAUGCAGCUUGUAUUGAGCUCUUUGCUCGAAAUCUUAUUCCGAACUGGACUAGUUGGGGUAAUGAGGUUUUAAAGUAUCAACAUGUGGAUUUUUUUCGAUCCCAAAAGAGAUAGAAUCGAGUGUAAAUUUCCGAUGUGUUAGAAACUGAAACUAUUCAAAUCUUCGUCGGAUGUCAUUUUGUUGACUAUUCUUUCUAAAGAAAUGAUUCCCAAAUCCCAAGUUGAAUUUGAUGAAAAUUUUGAGAGUUAACAUAAGCAACGAGCAAUAAAUAUCAUACUAAAGUCUUCGUACAACAUACUUCUGAAAUACCUCUGUGUGGGGAGGGAACUCUGGCUCAACUUAUCCAAGUGUAAGGAAUUUGUUUACCUAUACACUUUGCUAUUUUAACUCAAUCAAAAGCAUAUGGCUUGGAUCAUUUAAAAGUGACAUUAAUCAAUCAUGUACUUAGUUUUCCUGUAUAUAAGGUGGUCUACAAACAAAUAAGAUUGUAUGUCGUCUUUAUGUUUCAUAAAGAUUCAUGUCAACUUACUUAUGAUGAGAAGCCACGGCUACACACUGGUUUUUGUGAAAUUUAAACGAAAAGUGCACUUGCGCAUGCGUCUCCAAUCGGAAACACUUUCUAUAUUUUUCUACGAUGUAAAAGCUCUAUGUAAUUAAGUGUACAAAUAAUCUUACCCAAAUAUACCCAAUGGCAAUAUCCAUAGUUAUAAUAAUCAUAAAUAGCCUUACUGUAUACCUCUUGGUGUUCUGUCGAGUGUUUUUCUCUUUACUCUUUCAUUACCAAUUAAACUUUAAUAUAUUGUCAUGCAUUAUUUGAAA